UCAACGCUCAGCUAGUAGCAGCUUCCUUUUACAGCUUUCGGAGGCAAGUGCAUGAACAAGUGAAAGAAAGGACUUUAAAGUACGCACUGUGAAAGAUGAAAAUAGCCAGGAAGAAAAACUGAGUCUACUUUGGUUGCUGGAAACUAGUUUAAGAGCAGAUGUUAAACUCUUGAACAGAGACUCUUUGGUGAGAAACAGGAUGCCAGUUUAUCAGCCUUGGUGCCAUGGCAAUCUAACUCGAUCCAAAGCUGAGGAUCUCCUAUCCAAAGCAGCAAGAGAUGGAAGCUUCCUUAUUCGGGACAGUGAGUCUAUACAGGGAGCGUAUGCCCUGUGUGUUUUAUACCAGAACUGUGUGUACACAUACAGAAUCCUGCCAAAUGAGGAUAAGAAGCUCUCUGUCCAGGCAUCUGAAGGAGUUCCUAUCAGGUUCUUCUCUAUGCUGCCCGAGCUGGUGGAGGCAUACUACAGCCCCAACAUGGGUCUUAUUACACAUCUGCAGUAUCCAGUCCAGAGGGAGGAGGAGGUAGACGAGGAGCCAGAAUCCAAUAGUCUUCCACCACAGCUUCCACCCAGGAACUUCGGACCCAACGAUGUAAAAGAGUCUCCUGAGCAGGCCUGCAAAUCCUUAUCAGACACCUACCUGAUGAGACUGCAGCAUAUGGACAUGUCCGCAGUACCAGAGGAACACCAACAAGCCAUCCAAGAAUACUUCAGGAACUCAAUCUAUUCGGAUGCUGAACACCUACAGAGUGGAAACCCCAACCUCCCUGGCCUGAAGAAGCUAACAUUGUCUAUCUGCAAGAAUGUAAACAGUGAAAUUUUCCGCAUUCUGCCAGCUCUGGAGGUCUUCAAUAGAACACUGGACCAACAGCUUUCCCCAGGGAUUGCACACUUUGGAAAACAAAUGUCUGUCGAUUCAGGUCAAUCUGUAUCCUUUAGGCUUGAGCAGCUGACAAAACUGAUCUACGCAAUAGAAGAUAAGGCUAAAAGUGCUAUCUUUGACUCCGUUGGAUAUGAAGGGGGCCAUCGGAAUUCUCUCAUACCAGUUGUUACGUUUGAGGUCAAACAAGAAUCUCUUGGUAUUUCCACAAAGACGUUCCUGAAAGUGGACGUUGAAAGUGGGAAGAUCUACUUCAAGAAGUCAAAAGAUGGGCCUGAAGACAAAUACUUUGUGCACAAUAAAAUCUUACAGUUGGUGAAAUCCCAGAAAAUGCAUGCCAAACUGGUCAUUGUGGUGGAGACAGAAAAAGAGAAGAUUUUGCGGAAGGAGUUUGUGUUUGAUGACACAAAGAAAAGAGAGGGGUUUUGUCAGCUUCUUCAACAAAUGAAGAACAAACACUCUGAAAAGCCAGAACCAGACAUGAUCUCAGUGUUUAUUGGCACCUGGAACAUGGGAAAUGCUGGUCCCCCCCACAGCAUCAACUCCUGGUUCCAGUGUAAGGGCCAAGGGAAGACCCGAGAUGACACCGCAGAUCACAUCCCGCAUGAUUUCUAUGUCAUUGGGACACAGGAAGAUCCUUUGGGCGAGAGGGAUUGGGCAUACACAGUGAAGGGUGUCUUGAGGGACAUCACAAACAUCAGCUUUAAACAAGUAGCGAUUCACACUCUGUGGAACAUUCGGAUUAUUGUCCUGGCAAAGCCUGAGCAUGAAAACAGGAUCUCUCACAUUUUCUCAGACAGUGUGAAGACGGGGAUUGCCAACACUCUGGGAAACAAGGGAGCAGUGGGGGUGUCCUUCAUGUUCAACGGUACAUCCUUUUGUUUUGUCAACAGUCACUUGACCUCUGGAAGUGAGAAGAAGCUCAGACGCAAUCAAAACUACGUCAAUAUCCUACGAUUCCUGAGUCUGGGAGAUAAGAAACUCAAUCCUUUUGACAUCACACAUCAGUUCACCCACCUCUUCUGGCUUGGUGAUUUGAACUAUAGGGUUGAAUUGCCAUCUACAGAAGCUGAGAACAUUGUGACAAAGAUCAAACAGCAGCAGUACCAGGAACUCCUCGGCAAAGACCAACUCAACAUGGAGCGGAAUGAUGGAAAGGUCUUCUUGCAUUUCGAUGAAGAGGAUAUCACAUUUCCCCCGACAUAUCGCUUUGAGAGAGAGACACGAGACAAGUAUGCCUACACAAAAGCCAAAGCUACAGGGACCAAAUACAAUUUACCCUCAUGGUGCGAUCGUGUCCUGCGGAAGUCAUACCCUCUGGUUCAUGUCGUCUGCCAAGCUUAUGGGUGCACUACUGACAUCAUGACAAGUGACCAUUCACCCGUAUUUGCCUCAUUUGAAGUAGGAGUUGCCUCACAGUUUGUCUCCAAGCAAGAUCCAAACAGUGCACCUCAAGGCGGGAUACAGAUCAUGAACUGUGUGGCUACCUUGUUUACGAAAUCAAAGACCAAAUUCUUCAUCGAGUACCAUUCCAGCUGCUUGGAGAAAACUGUCAAGACUACAGAGGGAGAAAACACGGAGCAAACAGAUGGUUCAAUAAAAGUUUGGUUUGGCAACCAAGUUCAGCUCACCCCUAUAAUCUCUGACCCCGAGUACCUUCUGGACCAGCACAUCCUUAUCUGUGUGAAGUCGACAGACUGUGACGAGUCAUACGGGGAGGGUUGUGUUGCACUGCGAGCUGCCCAGUUCUGCUACACAGAGUUUCAAAUCACACUGACACACCAUGGAGAGAAAACAGGCGCUCUGACGGGUGGCAUCCAACUACACACCUCUGAGGCCAAGACCACUGAGAAGUUAUACGAUUUCAUCAAAAUUGAAAAGGAUGACCCUGUCACCUCAAAAGGCAAAAGCUCCGACUUCAACAAGUUUUCUGUCGCCCAUGCGCACGAUAUUUCUAACCCGAGUUACAUGUCCUACAAAAGUGGCAAUGUGAUCGAUAAGGGCUGGAGUUACAGCAUGCCACCAAAAACUCUUCCUAUCGCCGGGCAAGGGGGUAAAGACUGUAAGAAGGGCAGCUAUGACGUGGGCACACGCAGUCCCACAGGAAAACCUUUUACUCCAACUGGUGAGGAUGAGAAGUCGGAGAUGUUUGACAAUCCGUUGUAUGGUUCAAUGGGAAAAUCACACGGUUGGGGAAAGGAUCAAAACCUUCCAGAGAAGGACCAUCUCACACCCCCAGAUCCCAUGUUCACAUCCUCCAAACCAGCAGAUGUAGAACCCGAUCGUCCCCCGGUGCCCACCCCUCGCAACCGCUCCUUCACUUGCUCUGAGGGCAAACCUCAUCCUUCGACUCCCGUCUCCUCACUUUCCACAGCACACAAGAAACCGGUAGUGCCCUCGCGCUCAGAAGGGGGAAUGAUAACCAGCCGGCCUCCUUUACCUGCCAAGUCCCGGCCAGGCCUGCCAGAGCCCCAGAUUGCCAAACCCAGAGACUACAGAGACAGCUCCGAACUCCCCAGCAAACACAGACCACCGGCAAGACCUGGCCAGUCACAGCCUAACAAAGACACGCAUCCAGAAGUUCCCAAGAUGGGCCGUCCCGUGAAGUGAGAUCACAGUCAGCACCGACUGUGCAGCUUUCUGUCCUGCAUUUUCAGAAACAUAGUACACUGAGUAAAGGCUUCAGCCAGUCCCUUUGCCAAAUAUAUCACUGAUAAGUGGUUAUUCAUUUGUAUUAAAGGAAUAGUUUGACAUUUUGGGUAGUACACUUGCCUAGAGUGAGAUGAGAAGAUUGAUACCCUUUAAUACAGGAGUGGUAUCAGUGUUACCAAUUAGCUGUCUGAGUGAAUUGGAGUAAUUCCCAAAAUUUGAAACUGUUAGUGUAUUGUGAUCUAGACAUUUUGGACAUGUUUUCAGCCUUCAUUUCUGCUAAGCUUGCAUUACAAAAGGCUAGGUUAGAAAUCGCACUCUGCUCAUAAAUAUUUCUAUUACAUUGUUAUAUACAGUUUUACACUAUAUUAUAGCUAAUGGAUGUUUACCAGACAGUAUUACCCUUGCACAGACAUUUAGAUUUUUGCUAUGAGGAUGUACAUUAAAAUGGUCAAAUAAAUUCAAAUAUCAAAGCUUGAUAACUAUAGAUUUUUGUGUUUUCAGUAAUGGCCUAAAACUGUGAAUAAAUACGAAUUUCAGGCCAGA
Scomber japonicus (chub mackerel) is the source of this 4075-nucleotide messenger RNA. It is a transcript of the gene inpp5d, whose product is annotated as inositol polyphosphate-5-phosphatase D. The transcript is spliced from 27 exons. Bases 200 to 3490 code for a protein of 1096 amino acids. Gene Ontology annotation, biological process: phosphatidylinositol dephosphorylation. Gene Ontology annotation, molecular function: phosphatase activity. The record is from RefSeq and is a predicted model, not a curated record. NCBI's taxonomy places the organism in Eukaryota, Metazoa, Chordata, Actinopteri, Scombriformes, Scombridae.